GUAAAAGAAGCUUGGAAAAAUAUAGAUCCAGAACUUAUUAAAAGAUCAUUCAAUGUUGUGAAAAAUGAAAUUAUAGCAUUAAAUGAAGCUACUAAAUUGGAUGAAGUUACAGAAUUGGAUGAAGAUAUAGAAAUAGAUAAUACUGGUAUAUAUAAAGCUUCAGAAGAUGAGAAAAACAAAUAUUAUGCUAAUAAGAAUGAAUCUGUUAACUGUUUAGUAGAAUCUCAAAAAAUCAAUAUUCUCAAAAAUAAUCUUAAAAAUAUUAAUUUAGAUGAAAAUAAUGAAGAGGAUAGUAAUUUAGAAUGA
This is a messenger RNA of Cetraspora pellucida, 306 nucleotides long. The record is from the annotation of a GenBank genome assembly. NCBI's taxonomy places the organism in Eukaryota, Fungi, Glomeromycota, Glomeromycetes, Diversisporales, Gigasporaceae.